Messenger RNA from Pygocentrus nattereri (red-bellied piranha), 895 nucleotides. RefSeq names its product metabolism of cobalamin associated B (gene mmab). Gene Ontology annotation, molecular function: corrinoid adenosyltransferase activity. Bases 83 to 784 code for a protein of 233 amino acids. The record is from RefSeq and is a predicted model, not a curated record. The transcript is spliced from 9 exons. NCBI's taxonomy places the organism in Eukaryota, Metazoa, Chordata, Actinopteri, Characiformes, Serrasalmidae.
GGGUAGCGACGGAGGCCAAACGUAGUGACUUGUAAACACAGACGUCUCUAGAAUGGCGUUGUGAAAUUGAGCUGAGAGGAUCAUGGCAGCGGCCGCGGCUCGCUGUGCGCAGCUCCGCUCCGUCCUCCGACCGGCGGCGUGUGUGCGGGCGAUACAGCCCCCCGGUGGAGGGGAGAGAAGCUAUACCACAAAAUCUGAAGACCGGAUUCCGAAGAUAUACACCAAAACAGGAGAUAAAGGCUUUUCUAGCACAUUCACCGGAGAGAGGAGGCCGAAGGAGGACCACAUAUUUGAAGCUUUGGGAACAACAGAUGAGCUGUCAUCAGCCAUAGGGCUGGCCAGAGAGUUUUGCCUUGAGAAAGGACAUUCCUUCACAGAUCAGCUAGACAAGAUCCAGUGUGUGCUGCAGGAUGUGGGCUCCAACAUUGCAACUCCUCGCUCGUCAGCCAGAGAGAGUCACAUCAAAAAGACGAAGUUCAGCAGUCAGCCGGUAGCAGAGCUGGAGAGCUGGAUUGAUUCCUACACAGAGGAGCUUCCUCCGCUCACCAGCUUCAUACUGCCUUCUGGAGGGAAGAGCAGUGCUGCACUGCAUGUUGCCAGAGCUGUGUGUCGGCGGGCCGAGCGCUGUGUGGCUCCUAUAAUCCGCUCCGGUGAGGCCGACCCUGAUGUGGGCAAGUAUCUCAACAGGCUGAGUGAUUACCUCUUCACUCUGGCCAGAUACGCAGCGCUGAAAGAGGGAAACAGUGAGAGGAUCUACACGAGACCUGAAGGAGGAUGUGUCUGAAAUCCUGCACUUUCUUCCUCUGCCCUCUUCACAUUUAUCAGUGCGUUAAAAGCACAGCGAUUCACUGCUCGUCUCCCAAGAAAUUAGAAAUAAAGGUUUUUUAAUACACUU